GGAGGAGCAGGAGCAGGAGGAGGAGGAGGAGGAGGAGGAGGUGGAGGAGGAGGAGGAGGAGAGAGACGGCGCGGGCAAAGGGAGACGGCGAGAAGCGCAGCACCGGCGCCCCGAGACCCAGGAGGAGCCCUCAGAUAACCAGCCCGAGUCAUGCAGUCUUUUCGAGAAAGGUGUGGUUUCCAUGGCAAACAACAGAACUACCAGCAGACCUCACAGGAGACAUCGCGCCUGGAGAAUUACAGGCAGCCGAGCCAGGCCGGGCUGAGCUGUGACCGGCAGCGGCUGCUGGCCAAGGACUAUUAUAACCCGCAGGCGUACCCGGGCUACGAGGGUGGGGCUGGCGCGCCCGCCAGCUCUGCCCGCAGCAAAGGCCUGGCCUCGCAGCAAGGCCUGCAGGGGAGGCCGGCCUUCCCCAGCUACAGCGCCCAGGACAGCAGCCCCUACCCAGGCCGCUACUCGGGUGAGGAGAGCAUGCAGGCCUGGGGGGCCCCCCAGCCCCCACCCCCCCAGCCACAGCCCCUGCCAGGGGGGGUGGGCAAAUACGAUGAGAACUUGAUGAAGAAGACAGCAGUCCCCCCUGGCAGGCAGUACCCAGAGCAGGGCGCCCAGCUGCCCUUCCGGAGUCACUCGCUGCACGUCCAGCCGCAGCUGCCACAGCCCCAGCAGCCCCUGUCCUACCCCAAGCUCCAAAGGCAGAAGCUGCAGAACGACAUGGCCUCGCCGCUGCCCUUCCCCCCGGGCGGCCACUUCCCCCAGCACUCGCAGUCCUUCCCCACCUCCUCCACCUACUCCUCCACGGGCCAGGGCGGCGGGCAGGGGGCCCACUCCUAUAAGAGUUGCACAGCGCCCUCCACCCAGCCUCAUGACAGGCCGCUGACUGCCAAUGCUAGCCUGGCGCCAGGCCAGCGGGUCCAGAACCUUCACGCCUAUCAGUCCAGCCGCCUCGGCUUCGACCAGCAGAAGCAGCAGCAGCAGCAGCAACAGCAGCAGCAGCAGCAGCAGCAGCAGCAGCAGCAGCAACAAGCCCUCCAGAGCCGGCACCACGCCCAGGAGACCCUCCAUUACCAAAACCUUGCCAAGUACCAACACUACGGGCAGCAAGGGCCAGGCUUCUGCCAGCCAGACGCCGCCGUCCGGACCCCAGACCAGUACUACCAGACCUUCAGCCCCAGCUCCAGCCACUCGCCCGCGCGCUCCGUGGGCCGCUCGCCCUCCUACAGCUCCACCCCGUCGCCGCUGAUGCCCAACCUGGAGAACUUCCCCUACAACCAGCAGCCGCUCAGCACCGGCACUUUCCCCGCCGCCGGCCUCACCGACCACAGCCACUUCAUGCCCCUGCUCAACCCCUCCCCCACAGACGCCACCAGCUCCGUGGACCCCCAGGUGGGAAACUGCAAACCGCUCCAGAAGGACAAGCUCCCCGAGAACCUGCUAUCGGACCUCAGCCUGCAGAGCCUCACGGCGCUGACGUCGCAGGUGGAGAACAUCUCCAACACCGUGCAGCAGCUGCUGCUCUCCAAGGCCGCCGGGCCACAGAAGAAGGGCGUCAAGAGCCUGGUGUCCAGGACCCCGGAGCAGCACAAGAGCCAGCACUGCAGCCCCGAGGGCAGCGGCUACUCGGCCGAGCCGGCGGGCACGCCGCUGUCGGAGCCGCUGAGCAGCACGCCGCAGUCCUCGCACGCCGAGCCGCCGGAGGCCGACUACCUGAGCGGCUCUGAGGACCCGCUGGAGCGCAGCUUCCUCUACUGCAGCCAGGCCCGCGGGAGCCCGGCCCGGGUCAACAGCAACUCGAAGGCCAAGCCGGAGUCCGUGUCCACCUGCUCCGUGACCUCCCCCGACGACAUGUCCACCAAGUCCGACGACUCCUUCCAGAGCCUGCACGGCAGCCUGCCUCUCGACAGCUUCUCCAAGUUCGUGGCCGGGGAGCGGGACUGCCCACGCCUGCUGCUGAGCGCCCUGGCCCAGGAGGACCUGGCCUCGGAGAUCCUGGGGCUGCAGGAGGCCAUCGGGGAGAAGGGUGACAAGGCGUGGGCCGAGGCGCCCGGCCUGGCCAAGGACGCCAGCAAACCGCCUUUCUCCCUGGAGAACCACAGCGCCUGCCUGGACCCCGUGGCCAAGACGGUGUGGCCGCGCCCAGGCGAGCCGGAGGCCCUGCCCGAGUCCCUGCAGCUGGACAAAGGUGGCAGCGCCAAAGACUUCAGCCCAGAACUCUUCGAAGACCCCUCGGUCAGCUUUGCCACCCCUGACCCCAAGAAGCCGGCCGGCCCCCUCUCCUUUGGCACCAAGCCUCCCCUUGGGGCUGCCACCUCAGACCCCGCCACGGCGGCUUUCGACUGCUUCCCGGACACCACCACUGCCGCCGCCGCGGCAGGCAGUGCCAGCCCCUUUGCCUGGCCUGAGGAAGACCUGGGCGACGCCUGUCCCCGCUGGGGCCUGCACCCCGGCGAGCUUGCCAAGGGCCUGGAGCCGGGGGGGCAGACCUCGGACGUCGUGGUGGGCAAGGAGAACGCCUGUGAGGCCUCGGCCUGCCUGGGCUUCCAGGAGGAGGAGCCCCCGGGAGAGAAGGCCCCGGGGCCCCGGGACUUCAAGCAGGAGGAGGCGGGCGGGGUGAAGGAGGAGGCGGGCGGGCUGCUGCAGUGCCCCGAGGUGGGCAAGGCGGACCGGUGGCUGGAGGACAGCCGUCACUGCUGUGCCUCUGACUUCGGGGACCUGCCGCUGCUGCCGCCCACAGGCCAGAAGGAGGACCUGGAGGCGGAGGAGGAGUACUCCUCCCUGUGCGAGCUCCUGGGCAGCCCCGAGCAGAGGCCGGCCAUGCAGGACCCACUGUCGCCCAAGGCCCCGCUGCUGUGCACCAAGGAGGAGGUGGGGGAGGUGCUGGACCCCAAGGCUGGCUGGGGCUCCCCCUGCCACCUCUCUGGGGAGUCCGUCAUCCUGCUGGGCCCCACCGUGGGUGCCGAGUCGAAAGUGCAGAGCUGGUUCGAGGCCUCCCUGUCCCACAUGAAGCCUGGGGAAGAAGGGUCUGAGGGGGCGCUGGCUCCUGGGGAUCCUGCCCCCCUGGCCCCCGACGUCUCUCUGGGCCCAAAGCCCAACAAGGCCGCCGUGCCUGAGGUGCCCAUUGCCAAGAAGGAGCCUGUGCCCCGCGGCAAAAGCUUACGGAGCCGCCGGGUGCAGCGAGGGCUGCCCGAGACUGAGGACUCCCCGUGCCGGGCCCCAGCGUUGCCCAAAGACCUCCUGCUCCCUGAGUCCUGCACAGGGACCCCCCAGGGACAGAUGGAGGGGGUGGGGGCCCUGGGCCGGGGGGUCUCCGAAGGCUUUCCCAGGAUGUGCACUCGCUCCUUCACUGCCCUGAGCGAGCCCCGCACGCCCGGUCCCCCAGGCCUGACCACCACCCCGGCCCCCCCGGACAAACUGGGGGGCAAGCAGAGAGCCGCCUUCAAGUCAGGCAAGCGGGUCGGGAAGCCCUCCCCGAAGGCAGCGUCCAGCCCCAGUAACCCGGCCGCCCUGCCCGUGGCUUCUGACAGCAGCCCCAUGGGCUCCAAGACCAAGGAGACAGACUCGCCCGGCACCCCCGGGCAGGACCAGCGCUCCAUGAUCCUCCGCUCCCGCACCAAGACCCAGGAGGUCUUCCACGCCAAGCGGCGGAGGCCCUCAGAGGGCCGCCUCCCCGCCUGCCGCACGGCCAAGAAGCUCCUGGCCAAUAACCACCUGGCAGCCUCCUUCAAGGUCUCCGGCAGCCCCCCCAAGGAGGGCAGGGUGGGCCAGCGCGCGCGGGUCCCCAAGCCGGGGGCCGCCGGCAAGCUGUCCGAUCGGCCCCUUCAUGCUCUCAAGCGGAAGUCGGCCUUCCUGGCUCCUGUCCCCGCCAAGAAGCGCAGCCUGGCCCUGCGGAGCAGUGGCGCCGGCGGAGAUGAGGACGUGAAGGAGGAGGUGGCUGAGGGCACCCCCACCCUCUUCAAGAGGCUGGCUUCCCCCAAGAAGGCCAAGCCGGCCAAGGGAAGUGGGGAGCCUGCCGCCAAGCCCCCGCCUCCUGAGGCCCCCGACGCCUGCCUCAAGCUGGUCUCCCGGGCGGCCUUCCCAGGAGCCAUGAAGACCAAGGUGCUGCCCCCGCGGAAGGGCCGGGGCCUGAAGCUGGAGGCCAUCGUGCAGAAGAUCACCUCUCCCAGCCUGAAGAAGUUCGCCUGCAAAGCCCCAGGGGCCUCUUCUGGGAACCCUCUGAACCCGACCCUCCUCGACAAGGACCGAGGGCUCAAGGGCACUGGGGGCAGCCCAGGGGGCGCGGAAGAAGGCCUCUUGAAUGUGGGCACUGGGCCGAAGCUCCCAGCCACCCCAGGGGUCAACCCAUUGUGCAGAAAUGCAGCCAACAGGUCCUUAAAAGGGAAACUCCUGAGCAGUAAGAAACUGUCCUCCACUGACUGUUUCAAAUCUGAGGCCUUCACGUCCGCAGAGACACUGGCGCCUGGGGCCACUACCCUGGCACCCAAGAAGAGAAGCCGGAAAGGCAGGGCUGGAGCCUUGGGACUCCCCAAAGGGCCCCUGGAGAAGCGGCCCCAUCUCGGCCCAUCUCUGCUCCUGACUUCCCGAGACAGGGUGGGCGUGGGCACGCACGGGGGCAGUGAGGAUGGUUCUGGUGGAGGCGGCAAGAAGCCAAAGACAGAGGAGCUGGGCCUGGCCUCCCAGCCCUCUGACGGCCGGCCCUGCCAGCCCCAGACCCGGGCACAGAAGCAGCCGGGUCAUGCCAACUACAGCAGCUAUUCCAAGCGGAAGCGCCUCACGCGGGGCAGGGCCAAAAAUGCCGCCUCCUCCCCCUGCAAGGGGCGGGCUAAGCGGCGGCGGCAGCACCAGGUGCUGCCCCUGGAUCCCGCCGAGCCUGAAAUCCGCCUCAAGUACAUUUCCUCGUGCAAGAGGCUGCGGGCAGACAGCCGCACCCCUGCCUUCUCGCCCUUCGUGCGGGUGGAGAAGCGCGAUGCAUUCACCACCGUAUGCACUGUUGUCAACUCCCCCGGGGAUGAGCCCAAGCCUCAUAGGAAGCCUUCCUCUUUCACCUCCUCGUCCUCGUCCUCAUCCUCCUCUGUGGAUGCAGCCGGGGCCUCCCUGGCCACGCUCCCUGGGGGCUCCGUCCUGCAGCCGCGGCCCUCCCUGCCCCUCUCUUCCACCAUGCAUCUGGGGCCUCUCGUUUCCAAGACCCUGAGUACCUCUUGCCUUGUUUGCUGCCUCUGCCAAAGCCCAGCCAACUUUAAGGACCUGGGGGACCUCUGUGGGCCCUACUACCCUGAGCACUGCCUCCCCAAAAAGAAGCCGAGACUCAAGGAGAAGCUGCGGCCGGAGGCCCCCUGCGAGGAGCCCCUGCCCCACGAGAGGACACUCAAAGGCUCGGAGUGCCCUGCUGCCACAGCCGGGAAGCCCCCCAGGCCGGACGGCCCGGCCGACCCCGCCAAGCAGGGCGCUCUGCGCACGAGCGCCCGGGGCCUGUCGCGGCGGCUACAGAGUUGCUACUGCUGUGAUGGGCAGGGGGACGGUGGUGAGGAGGCGACCGCAGCCGACAGGAGCCGCAAGCAUGAGUGCAGCAAGGAGGCGGCGGCGGCAGCGGCGGCGGAGCCUGGUGGGGACACCCAGGAGCACUGGGUGCAUGAGGCCUGCGCCGUGUGGACGGGCGGGGUCUACCUGGUGGCCGGGAAGCUCUUUGGGCUGCAGGAGGCCAUGAAGGUGGCCGUGGACAUGAUGUGUGCCAGCUGUGGGGAGGCUGGGGCCACCAUCGGGUGCUGCCACAAGGGAUGCAUCCAUGCCUACCACUACUCGUGUGCCAGCGAAGCGGGUUGCGUAUUCAUGGAAGAGAACUUUUCUUUGAAGUGUCCCAAACAUAAGGGGCAGCCGUUGUAAUCCAUCCCCGACAGCUGGGAAGCCGCCAGAGCCUGCCUGCCCACCCGCGGCCGCCGAAGGAAAGGAGCCGUCUGCGCGGGCCCCCGGGCCUUUGAGCUGCUCCCAGUGCGGAUGCAGAGCCGAUCCUUGAUCCGAACUUCGGGUCUUGGAUCUGGCUGCCUAGGGCUGGAAACUUGCGGUCCCGGGCUGGGGAGAAAACAUGUUCCGGAGCUACCUGCUCCCGGAGCUGAGCAGGACGAGCUCCCGGGGCAAACUUGGAGAGGGGCAGCCUGAGAAGCAGCCAGGCUCCGGCAGGGGUGGGGGUUGCCUCAGUCCUGGGGACCUGCUUCUCUCCUGAAAGUUCUAAAGCAGCACACAUUCCACGUGGGUGCUGCCCCCACCAAGCCUAGCAGCUUGCAUUUGGUUGCCCCGGGUUGUGGGUUCAGGAGGUGGGCGGCGGGCAGGGAGUCAGCGCCCUUCCCACCCAGCCUUUGCCAAGACGUUGAUGCAACAGGAGCAGAGCAGGGCUGGGGGCGGGUUCCCUGGCGUGGGCAGGACCGGGCACCUCUUCGGCUUCUGUUUGUCCCCUUUCCAGUCCUCCACCCCGCCCCUGGAGGCCCGCCUGGGAGCGCGGAAGGAAAGGCAUCGCGACCACCGCGACCACCGCGCCCCGCAACGUGACCGGCCCUCGCAGCGCCCGACCCCGGGACUUCAGCGCCACUCGGCGCGGGAGCGACAGUGCUAGAUCCGUGUACAAACCUGUGUCCCCCUCUAUAUAUAUGUUACAUAGAAUGUAUAUAUGUUGGGAACUUGCUCGCUUCUCCCGUGUCGCCGCUGUGCGUCGUGCUCCCCUCAGCACGGGGCCUUGCUGGGGAAGGGGCGAUGCCCCAGCCCACGCAGCCACCACCGGCCCAAGCCAGUCCCUGCCAGUCCGUCCGCCUGUCAGUCCGUGUCCUCAGCUCUGUCCACGCUUCGAUAGGCCUGACGCAGCCCCCAGUCUGGGGCCGCCCUAGCAACUUCCUGUACAUAUGACUGUAAAAUGGUAAACGUGUGUAUUAUAUCUGGCCUCGUUAUAUAGUGUAUAUAUAUGUAUACAUAUACAUAUAUAUAAUAUAUAUGAAGACUGUAAAUGUUAAGACGACUAGUGUUCUUAUUAGUAUAUUGCUUCACACUGAAGAUUGUGUGUAUCGAGCUGUUUCUAAAAGAUGUUUAUUUUCCUUAAGAGUAAAAAACAGUCAUUGCAUUCAGAAAAAAAAAAGUCAAUAAAGAUACGACGAUUGUUUUGGAA
Messenger RNA from Sorex fumeus (smoky shrew), 7141 nucleotides. RefSeq names its product retinoic acid induced 1 (gene RAI1). The record is from RefSeq and is a predicted model, not a curated record. The transcript has 5 exons. Gene Ontology annotation, cellular component: nucleus. Gene Ontology annotation, biological process: circadian regulation of gene expression; regulation of transcription by RNA polymerase II. The coding region runs from base 151 to 5874 and encodes 1907 amino acids. NCBI's taxonomy places the organism in Eukaryota, Metazoa, Chordata, Mammalia, Eulipotyphla, Soricidae.